Molecule: messenger RNA, 4082 nt
Organism: Pararge aegeria (speckled wood butterfly)
Lineage: Eukaryota; Metazoa; Arthropoda; Insecta; Lepidoptera; Nymphalidae
Gene: Ubc7
Product: ubiquitin-conjugating enzyme E2 G2
Exons: 5
Coding region: 460-969 (169 amino acids)
Cellular component (GO): endoplasmic reticulum; cytosol
Source: RefSeq, a predicted model, not a curated record
UUUUCGUAUAAAACAAGAAAGUUACAUAUUAAAUUUAGUAUUUAAACAAGAAUUGAAUUUUAGUAUUAAAUCAACGUAUACAACUAAUUAUUUUGAUUUUGCUCAACGUGGAAAGGCCACAUCGGCCUUGAGUCCAUGGCCGUAAAAUAAAUUAAAAAAAACCCUUUACGGUCUACAUUUAGCGUAAUUUAGUUAUAAAUAGUUACCUACGUUUUCGGCCUUCUGUGGUUACGUUUACGUAUUUCUUACGCAUACGUAUUACUUUUUGCGUUUUCCGAUUUCAAUUUAAUUUGUUUAAAAUUGCUACUGGUUGAUUAAGUCUCAUUAUCAGUAUAUCAACGUUAUUUGUUAACAUAUUAUCAGUGAUACUGUAUUAGCACAUUCAACUAACUUACGGGAUACAAAUCGGUCUUCCACAUAAAAUAACUGUGACUUGUCAUAAUAAUCGUUAGGUUCCUAAUGAUGGCUGGGUCGGCACUGAGGAGGCUGAUGGCCGAAUAUAAACAACUAACACUUAACCCACCAGAAGGGAUUAUAGCAGGGCCAGUUAAUGAAGAAAACUUUUUUGAGUGGGAGGCUCUCAUAGCAGGUCCAGAAGGCACGUGUUUCGAAGGUGGCUUAUUUCCAGCCAAGCUCCUGUUCCCACCAGACUACCCCCUGAGUCCACCGAAGAUGCAGUUUAUUUGCGAGAUGUUUCACCCCAAUAUAUAUGCAGAUGGGAGAGUUUGCAUCUCUAUUCUUCACGCACCGGGCGAUGACCCCACGGGCUACGAGUGUAGUGCAGAACGGUGGUCUCCGGUACAGAGUGUCGAGAAGAUCCUGCUCUCUGUCAUCAGUAUGCUGGCAGAACCGAAUGACGAGAGCGGAGCGAAUGUGGAUGCAGCGAAAUUGUGGCGCGAAGAUCGCAAACAGUUCAACAAGACGGCUGAACGAUUGGUUCGGAAGACCCUUGGCUUACCACCGCCUUGAUAGUAUACGCACACUGAAAUCCAUUUCCUCUUAGCACCCUACAAACCCUUAUACAUUUUUUUAUUUUAACUUCGAUCAAUAAUAAUACUAGAUGAAAAAUCAGGAACAGAUACGUCGGUCAAGUAGCUAAACACACAACACUCUAAUAUUUUAAGAUACUUAUGCCUGUUUUCACUAAAGACAAACAAGGUAACGCCUAAGUACAUAACGCCUAAUCAAAGUAGAUUAUUAGCAUAUAUACAUUUAACUUUCACAAAAAACACAUAUAACCUGACUUGUCUAUGAUUCUUGCCACAAGGUGUGGUAUUUUGUGUUUGUAUUUUCGAUUUUUUUUUCAUCAGUCAAGUGUCAGUUUUCGCCAACGCCAACCCUUAGAUGAUGACUAACGCUCAACGUCGUUAGUCAUCAUCUAAGGGUUGGUGUAACGUUUCGUUCUCUACGCAUCACCCAAAUCAUUAGACGUCGGAUUUAAGCGUUUCCUAGGUUUAGUGAAAACGGGCAUUAUUGUGUAUAUUAAUAGUAUAAGGAAUUCUAAUCUUUAUCCUUCACCAAGUACAAUAACUUUCUUUGCGUUCGAGCGUGCUGCGUUAGCCAAUCGUGCGUGAAUACUGUGAGCUGGACGUGCGAUCUAUUUAAGAAGCCCGAAAACUAGUCUGCCAGUAGCCAAGAUUUAAUGUCAUCAUCAUCGUAUUACCGACCCACUACAGGGCGCGAAUCUCCUCCCAAAAUGAGAAGGACUUAAAGCCGUAGUCCACCUGGCUCACUCCGAAUUGGUGGAAUCCUUACCUUGAGAACAUAAUGAAGUACUCUCAGACAUACAGGUUUCCUCGCGAUGUCUUCCUUCACCGUUGAAGGAAGUGCUAUUUUAAUUGCUUAAAACGCACAUAACUCAGAAAAGAUACAGGUGCGUGCUGCGUUUCGAACUUGGCCCCCGAAAGUGAAGUCGAAGUCCUACCCUUUAUGUACGACAAGGAAAUUAAAUUACUAGAAAAAGAAAAAGAUAAUUAAUUAAUAAAGCAAUUAUAUUGUUAUGUUUUAUAUAUAAUUAUAUUAUAAUGUUAUUAUACCUACCUUUUUUGGUGAUUAUAUUGCAUGGAAUAGUUAGGUAAUGAUGUCGGAUGGAGAAUUUUCCAAAUUUUUUUCUGGUUACGAUAAAAAAAACAUAAAAAUCCAAAUAAAUAAAAAUUUCAAAAGACUCUUUGGGUCGUAAAUAGCUUAGAUCAUUAUAAAAAAAAUCAAAUAAAUAAAGAAAUUAAGGCCACACAUCCAAGUCUUCCGUAAUAAUAAAAUGUAUCCUUUUUCAUUGCUAACUGUUAAGCGCUGCAUAUGGUAAACAUAGGCUGUAAAGGUGCAAUAUAGCAAGUUUUUAAUAUUUUUCCUAGACAGGCUUAAACUUAGCAAAAAAAAGGAAAACGUUUUAUUAAAAGUGCCACUUCAGUUUCCAAUUGAUUCGAAGCAAUGUGCGACUGAAAAUAAAUUGGCACUGACCCAUAAAUCUCACCCAGAGAUUACCGACGCAAUAAUUACUGCUUUAAUAAUAAUACAAAUUAUAUUCUUUAUUUACAAUACAAUAAUAUUCAUUGCAUUAGUUUUAUAGGCAGGUAAUGUAAGUAGUGUCAGUAAAAAUGGCGACUUAUUAAUGGCGGCAUAUUAUGUUUAUAUGUUAUUGGGCAUACCUUCCAUUUACAGAGCACUGAUGAUACAUGCAUGCCCAAGAAGUGCUGCGUAAAUGGAUUUUCUUGCUUUUCUUAAAGCGUAUUCAGAAAACCGAUGGAGCUUCCGUGCAUUCUGCUCAUCCUGAUGCUGCCGUUUUUUUUAAAUAUUAUAGAAAUCAUCGGUUCGAGCUUUAGCAAGCAUCAGAGACGCAAUACAGAAUCGCGGCAACACCAUUGACACUCUUUGUCUAUUAUUACAAUGGACGCGCAGGUCGUUGUAGGCGUUUAUUCACAGGCUACACAUGUAAAAAGUUUGACAAUAAGCCUCAAAAAGUUUGAGUUUUACCUCUUUACUGCAACGUGCGAACCUGCGAGCUGACAUAUUGAAUCGGACUGCCAACGCCCUACGCUCCUCGUUUUCCCUCUCAUCUGACAAGUCCUCUGUUAUAGUUUAAUUAAGUUUGACAGCAUAUCUUUAUGCCAGUUUCUUAUGUCUUAUUAAUUGACCGAUUUGUGUUGUGGUUUUUGCAUGUCAUUUACAUAUCAUUGUUGAUGGUCCUUUUUAAUAUUUUAUGUAGUUUAUUUUCGUACAGGUUUUAUUAAGAAAAAAAAAAUUACUUGUUGCGUUUAUCGAAAAGCAACAUGGCGGACAUUAUAGCUACCAAAAUCGAAGCUAGUCUACACAUUCUUAUAAAUGUUAGUAAAUUAUGACUUUUGAUUUAUUUUAAUGGGACUGUUGGGACAAUACAAAAUAAAUAUGGUGGCGGUAUAAAACAAUAACAAAAAAUUCUGACGCCCUAAAAAUGUUGAAUUAUUAUUAAAACAUUUAAUGAAAUCAUAAGCAAUAAAUAGAGUAGCAGGUUAGUGCGUAGUGAACGAGGUCCCUAAUGACAAAGAUAAAGCAGCGUAGCAGCGCAACCUCUGCAGUUGCGUAGAAUUUUACGACCAAUCACAAAACGCCUAAGUUUGAGCAACGCUCCCAUGAUUGGCCGCAGCUAAGACGCAGUACUAGACGCAACCGCAGACGUAGGUUAGACUCCUUAGAGUGGCCUUAACUUAAUAUUCUCCGUCGUAAUUAUCUCAAACCUGGUACGUCGCCGCUGGAUUUAGUUCUCUCGAAGGGAUUUAAAUACUAGAAGAUACCUUGUUCUGCAAUAACCUUACACAAAGAGGACAAUGAUAAAAUGAUCCAUUUAAAUAAAAUUCAGUAUACAUAAAUAUUAUUAUAAUAGAUAUUUGAUACGUACAUAAUAUUCAUAUUGAAAAAUAGAAUUGAUAGGGAUGUAAAUCUUUGUUGCGUCAACAGCUUUACACGCGUAUCUGAAGGUGUUCAUACGUUAGUUAGUUAAAAAAAUAUAUUUAUUAGUCAAAAAUUUAUGUGUGAGGCCCUUUGUUUUUUACUAUGUUAUUAUGUAUUAAAUAGGUAUAUUUUCUAUGAAUAAAGGAGAUUGCUAUCAU